Messenger RNA from Cladocopium goreaui, 2361 nucleotides. The record is from the annotation of a GenBank genome assembly. NCBI's taxonomy places the organism in Eukaryota, Dinophyceae, Suessiales, Symbiodiniaceae.
AUGCAAGCAGCACCUUUCAGCCCCAGUCGUCACGAUGGCGACGGCGUGAAUGCAGAGGUACUCCGGCAGCUGGAACUGGACUUGCCCCGAACCGCUGGAACGGAUGUGGCACUCCACGGCUGCAUUGGGAGGGUGCGCACGAUGAUCUUGCAGCACCUGGAAGACGACCCAGAGUUGGGCUACUGUCAAGGGAUGACCUUGGUGGCAGCGGUCUUUGCAGCUGCACACAAUGACGCUGAAGUAGAGGCCUAUCGCCGCUUCGCUGCCUUUGUUCAGCGCGUGCGUGGCCUUUGGUUGCCCGGAUCUUGGAAGGGAAAGGCUGCGGGCAAUGGGGAAACCGUUUGCUCAAAGUGGGCGCUGCAGUCUCGCUCCAACACUUGUGCCAUCAUGAGAAGCAAAGCGGUGCUGUUGCCUGCGGCAUGCGCUGGGCUUGUGCUCAUCUCGCUGAACCUCUCGGCCUUCAUGGUGGUGACACCCAGAACUUCUCAUGGCACCUUCGCUGGUGCCCAGUUGGAGCAGAUGUCGAUGCUAUCAGCCAAAGAAGGCGCCUCCGGGGCUGUGUCGAUGCCAUCCCCGGUGACGUCCGCGGCAGAAAGUGAGACAUCUGCGACGCAGCGUGCAGCUUUGGUUCCGCCACUGGUGGCCCUGUGGGGCUUUGCCAAUGCAGCAUUGGCCCGAAAGGCUCGGGGCCGUUCUAUCUUUCGGAGGGCAGGAGAUGGAGAUGAAGAGGAGGGAAGCUUCAAGAAGUUAAGCACCACUUUUUGCAACUUGUUCGCCGUUUGGCUGGCAAUUGCAGCUGCAGCAGCAUUGAAACAUCCAGCGUCCUUCACCUGGGUGAAGUCGGAAUACUUCACAGGUUUGCUGGGACUUCUGAUGUUCUCAGUUGGUAUCACCACAACGAUUGAUGACUUCAGGGAGUGCCUGAAACGCCCUGGAGCAGUGGCCAUCAAUUUCAUCUCCUGCUAUGGCAUUAUGCCAUGUUUGGCCUUCAUUUUGGCCAAGCUGAUCGGUGCUGAGGGUGCCAUCUUGGCCGGUCUGGUGCUGGUGGGCUCCAUCAAUGGUGGUCAGGCCUCCAAUCUCUGCACACUCAUUGCUGGUGGUGAUGUGGCAUUGAGCGUCUUGAUGACCACCUCAACCACCCUUGGAUGUAUCUUUAUGACUCCCCUGAUCUGCAAGCUGGUUCUGGGUGCUGUGGUGCCAGUGGAUGCGGGAGGGAUUGUGGUGUCCACCUUCCAAGUGGUUUUGGCUCCCAUCUUUCUGGGAGUUGGCUUCAAUACCCUCGCGCCCGGCUUCUGUAAGGCCGUGACGCCCUUCACUCCAGUGGUGGGAGUGGUCUCCACUGUGCUCCUGGUGGGUGCGUCCGUGGCAAAGUGUGCGGCGCCCAUCAAGGGUGCAGGGAUUCCCCUGCAGCUGGCCUGUUGCGCCCUGCACCUCUUUGGAGGUUUGCUGGGCUUCUUCGCCACAAAAGCAGCAGGAUUCAACGAGCGAACGUGCCGCACUGUAGCAAUCGAAACAGCUAUGAAAUCCAGCGCUUUUGGCUUCCUCCUGGCCUCCUUGCACUUUGGCGUUUGCCUUCAACGUCCGCGUUCCAUCCGCAGUCAGCGUGGUCUGGAUGGCCAUCGUCGGAAGUGUGCUGGCCGUGUACUGGAAGAGCAAGCCAGCAGCCGACGCGUAACGCUUUUUAGGCCUGGCUUUCCACUCCUGCAGCCCAGCAUUGCCUCCUUCGAGGCGCUGGCCAAGGGGAGGCCUUGGUUCAUGCACCUGGUGAGGUAUGGUGUACAAACCGAGAUGUUUUUACCUCAGGCCUUACUCUCGAUGCUGGUCACCUGGCUCCCCUUGAGAAGCCUUCUGCACUGCUUGCAGUUUCUUGAGUGCGGUCUAAAGUCCCUGCUGUCUUUGGCGGUGGCACUUCUGGACUCGCAGGAGAGCCAGUUGCUUCAGCAGCAAAGCUUCGAGGAGCUAAUGGAUACGAUACAAGGCCUAAAAAACUGCAAAGUGUGCCCCAACCGCUUGCUGGAGACUGCCGAAGCACAAGCAAAGGCGGUGGAUUUAGCAUCCUUUCCUGAGAGCGCCAGUGUGGCGAAUUUCAGAAGGUCUGGUCGACUUCAUCGCAAAGGGUCCAAGGUGGUAGACGAGGAGGGCAUUGAGAUUUUGGCUGCACCUACUGGUGGUCUUCCAAACAACUUGGAAUGGCUUGCCCAGCAAAAAGAGGACUCCGCUUCUGACUGGUGGCAGGGUUCAUCCCCCAUCAAUGCCAUCGGCUCGCUUUUCCACUGGAUCUUCCCGGACUGUGAGGCCCCAGGGAAAGAAGUAGCUGAAACAGCUGAGUCUGGGAAAGAAAGCACCUCCCACAGCAUGUGA